UCUCAAAGUCGAGAAAACACCCCGAGUCCCUACACACCAAAUCUUCUUUCAAAAUCCCCGGGAUAGUUUUUUUCGAGAUCCUCAAAGAUUCAGGUUUUUAAUAAGUCUGUAAUUAAUCUUUAGUCUUUUGAGAAGCCUCGGAUUUGGUUUCUUCCAUAGACGUGCAACAAAACCUUGGAGAGAGUUGCUCAGAAAAUCAUCUGCGACAAUAACUCUAGCAAUAUUCUACAAUCUAUUUCUGUGAAGAAGGAUUGAUCCUGCAUGAGAUUGGAGACCACGAUAUCUCUCCCACAAUUGCCGAUAAUUCUAAAGUCGCAACAAUGUCCACCAAAAAAGGCGCCUACGAAACCAAUGCCUCUGAUACUGAUUUCCGCAAAAAAUACGACCGUGAAGCCAAUGUAGCCAAAGCGCGCGAACAAGAAGCCAAAGAGAAAGAAGAGGGGCGUUUGCGAUAUGAAGCCAAACUCGCAGGUAAAAAAUAUUACGCGCCUCUCACUGGCGAGGAAACCCUCACAUCAGCGCGCGCAUACCGUCUAGAUGUAUCCGCCAAUGUAGGAAAAACUAUAUUGAUGCCUGCAGGGGCAGCGACAGGAAAGAGGGGGAAAGGUGCUGGGUUUUAUUGUCAGGCUUGUGAUUUGACUUUUAAGGAUAGUUUGCAGUGGGUGGAGCAUGAGAAUAGCAUGCAGCAUCUGAGGGCGAUAGGUCAGACGGGUGAGGUUCAAAGAGCAAGUGUGGAGGAUGUGAGGAGGAGGAUUGAUGAGAUUUGGGAGAGGUUGGAGAUGGAGAAGAAUGAGGAGGUAGUUACUUUGGGAGAGAGAUUGGAGGGGAGAAGAAUUGAGGAUGAAAAGGAGAGAGAGGAAAGGAGGAAGAAGAGGAGGGAAUUGGCAGAGAGAAAGAAGGAGGAAAAGGAUAAGGAAAUUGCUGUCAAGAAGGAAUAUGGGGAGGAUGUUAGGGUGGAGGGCGAACAUGAUGAAGAUGAUAUGAUGGCUAGUAUGGGAAUUGUUGGGUUUGGUUCGUCGAAAAAAUGAGGACAAGGUGUUUGCAUAUUGAAAUUUAGCGACGGUGUUCAGGAGGGGGGACAUUGAACCACACCAGAUUGUGAAAUUGGAAUUUGUCCAGGUCAAUAUAAAAUAAUUACUUCCA
Messenger RNA from Sclerotinia trifoliorum, 1143 nucleotides. The record is from the annotation of a GenBank genome assembly. NCBI's taxonomy places the organism in Eukaryota, Fungi, Ascomycota, Leotiomycetes, Helotiales, Sclerotiniaceae.